Seriola dumerili (greater amberjack) is the source of this 2060-nucleotide messenger RNA. Its product is annotated as phospholipid phosphatase 3-like. Gene Ontology annotation, molecular function: phosphatidate phosphatase activity. The transcript has 6 exons. The record is from RefSeq and is a predicted model, not a curated record. Lineage: Eukaryota; Metazoa; Chordata; Actinopteri; Carangiformes; Carangidae. Gene Ontology annotation, biological process: phospholipid dephosphorylation; phospholipid metabolic process; signal transduction. The coding region runs from base 244 to 1233 and encodes 329 amino acids.
AUCUUCAAGGUGACGGGCACCCUGCAACGAGUCGGGACGAGCCCUGCAGACUCUGUGAUGACAUUAAAGAUGCGUAAAAAAGACAUUUUUCUCUGACAACUAAGCAUCAAGUGCUGCUGGGCGCACAUUAAAUACUCACUUGCGGACUUGCUUCCAGUGUCCCUGUGGCUCUGCACAUGAGUAGUUCAAGGGCGCUCCCAAGUUUCUGAUGCCAACAAGUUUUUUUACUCCGUGCCAGUCGUCAUGUUGGAUAAAUUUGGGCCGCAGAGCACCGGUGUGGUCGUCUCCAGCGCGGACCUCCAGCUCAAACUGACGGACAACAAGAGCAGCCUGGCCGCAGCAGCGGGGAUGGGGAUGGAGAACGGCACUGGGAAGAAACUCAUAGAGAUAACUGGACCGGCUUUAUCCAAAAGAAAACUUCUGGUCGGCUUAGACCUCCUGUGCCUCUUCCUUGCCUCCAUCCCUUUCUUCGCGUGUGAGCUGAAGGCGGUGAGUCCUUACAGAAGGGGCUUUAUGUGCGGGGACACCAGCAUCACCUAUCCUUACCUGCACCGAGAAGCCAUACCAGAUGAAUUACUCAUCGCCGGUGGCAUCAUCAUCACCGGCCUCACGAUCGCCCUUGGGGAAUGUUACAGGGUGCGUUUCCGAGGCGUCAGCUCCAAGGCCUUCGUCAGGAACCUGUAUGUGUCCUGUCUGUACAAAGAGCUGGGCUGCUUCCUGUUCGGCUGCUGUGUCGGCCAAUCACUGACCAACAUGGCCAAGCUGAGUGUGGGCCGGCUACGGCCACACUUCCUGUCUGUGUGUGGCGUCACCUAUGCAUCACUCAACUGCACACCGGGAAGCUAUGUUGCAACAGUGAGCUGCCGCCAGCCUGAUCACCGGUUAGAGGAGGAGGCCAGGAAGUCCUUCUUCUCUGGCCAUGCCUCCUUUGCCAUGUACACAAUGCUCUAUUUAGCAUUUUACCUGCAGGCGCGGUUGACAUGGCGUGGGGCUCGGUUGCUGCGGCCGGCGCUGCAGUUCUUCCUGGUUUUGCUUGCAGUCUACACAGGUCUGACCCGCAUCUCUGACUACCGGCACCACCCGUCCGAUGUGCUAACAGGCUACAUACAGGGAGCCCUCACUGCUUACUGGGUGGCCUUCCACAUCUCAUCCAUGUUUAAAAGCUCCGGUUCAGAUCUGUCUCCAACUGAGACUCUGGACACCCCCUUGUCACCCCACCAUACUGUCUGCUAAACCUCACCUCCACCCACCCCUGCCUCUCCACCUGCUGCCCGUAGUCUGGCUUGGAUAGACAAGAGAAUGUGAGACCAUUUCCUGUGAAGUCAAACCACAUACCUCAGUAUUCAGACAGAGAGUAGGACAGAGAGAGAAAGAGUAGAGUUUAUGAAAUCUUUUAUGUGGCUCAAAAGAGAGGACAUAUGAACUGCGAGUCAGGAAGAGGGAGGGUGCUGAAAACUGUACCGGCUGCUCGGCUGGUGUGUUGUGUUGGAAGCAGCCUGAGAAUGUGACCUUUUCGUCCUUGUGACUGACCUUAACUUCACAUGUGAUACUUACCUGUGAGCUGAGACUGAACACACAGCAACCACUACCACUCUACACACCACCUGUAAAUAUAUACAGCUUUUGUACAACUCAAACGAUACUGUAAAAGCACUUUUUGAUUUCCAUGUUAGUAUUAUUAAUUACCACUUUGUAAUGAUUUGGUAUGUAGAAUGUGAUAUAUUUUAUACAUGUAACAUAUCUAGUAGCUGUUUUUUGUUUUGUUUUUUUGUUUGUUUGUUUGUUACAUAAACCCAGUGAAUGUAUUGGUUUUGAAGAAAGCACAAGUAAGCAUGCAAGCAACUCAUUCUCCUCGUGUUGUACCAUUAAGAUGUGGUAGGAUGUGUCCGUCCGUCUGUGUGCCGUAUGUCACAUAUGUAGUUUACUGAUGAGAAAAUGACUAUGAGAAUGUCUAUAGAAUAUAAUACAUAUUGGAGGAGUAGGCUACUUAUGCUACUAGUUGUAUUUAUAAUAAUAUGUAUGUUGUUAGGCUACUUACCAGUCCAAGAGCACACACAUCA